Molecule: messenger RNA, 984 nt
Organism: Colletotrichum karsti
Lineage: Eukaryota; Fungi; Ascomycota; Sordariomycetes; Glomerellales; Glomerellaceae
Exons: 2
Coding region: 1-984 (327 amino acids)
Cellular component (GO): membrane
Molecular function (GO): signaling receptor activity
Source: RefSeq, a predicted model, not a curated record
AUGACAGCCACCUCAAACGCCGACCCGUCCGGCCUCAGAAACCGCCCCAGACCCAAGCACGACGACGAUGCCUCUCAAGACGAAUCCCUCCUCGCAGCCGCAGAACACAAAGCCCACGACCUCGAACGGAAGAUCGAGCGCGCCCUCCUCGUCCUCUGGGACGACCUCCCCCACUGGCGCCGCGACAACGCCUACAUCCUCUCCGGCUACCGCCCGGACUCCAACUCCUACCUCGGCUCCUUCAAGAGCCUGGGCUACCUGCACAACGAGUCCGUCAACAUCUGGUCGCACCUCCUCGGCGCCGUCGCCUUCCUCCUCGGCGGCGCCUUCCUGUACACCGUCGUCGCGCCCCGCUACGCCUCCGCCUCGUCCACCGACCUCCUCGUCUUCUCCUGCUUCUUCGCCGGCGCCGUCGCGUGCCUCGGCAUGAGCGCGACCUACCACGCCCUCUGCAACCACUCGCCCGAGGUCGCGAAAUGGGGCAACAAGCUCGACUACUCGGGCAUCGUCUUCCUCAUCGUCGGCAGCUACGUCCCGGCGUUGUACUACGGGUUCUACUGCCACCCGGGCCUGAUGACAGUCUACCUAAACACCAUCGUCCUCUUGGGUCUCGGCUGCGGCAUGGUCUCGUGGGUCGAGUUCUUCCGCGCCCCCGAAUGGCGCACGUUCCGCGCCUGCAUGUUCGUCGCCCUCGGCACCUCGGGCGUCGUGCCGGUCGUCCACGGCCUGACCGUCUACGGCCGCGCCGAGCUCGAGAACCGCAUGAGCCUCAGCUGGGUCGCCCUCCACGGCCUGAUGUACAUAUUCGGGGCGUUCCUGUACGCCUUCCGCUGGCCCGAGAGGAGCUCGCCGGGGACCUUUGACAUCUGGGGCAGCUCGCAUCAGAUUUUCCACUUCUUCGUGGUCCUCGCUGCCGCGACGCACUUGUACGGCAUGGCGAAGGCGUUUGAUUAUCACCACAGUGUCAUGGGCUCGCAGUGCUAG